Molecule: messenger RNA, 1697 nt
Organism: Vigna umbellata (rice bean)
Lineage: Eukaryota; Viridiplantae; Streptophyta; Magnoliopsida; Fabales; Fabaceae
Source: RefSeq, a predicted model, not a curated record
GAAAGAUGUCUCAGUCUCAUGAAAAAACUCUAAUACUGAUCCAAAAAAUGGUGAAAGUGCCCCCACCAAAAGCACUUUUGUUGUUCAAUUCCUCAACCUAUGAGGGCCUUCAUCACACUCCUCACUCUAUCUCUUUCAUCUUAAACCAUCUCCUAUCCCAUGACAUGCUACCCCAAGCUCAAUCUCUUAUCUUGCGUCUAAUCUCUGGUCGAAUCCCCUUCUACACAUUCUCUCCCUCCUCCUUAAUACCUCAACUAACACAAGCCCAUUUCACCUCUUCUUCAACUUAUGCUCCUCUCUUUGAAACAAUUGUCAAUGCUUAUGUUCAUUCUCACUCCCCUGAUCAGGCCCUCACUUUUCUACACCAGAUGAUUCACAAGGGUCAUCUUCCUACAUCAAACACCUUCAACAAUCUUCUGUGCUCGCUCUUUAGGUCAAACUGUUUCGAUAAAGCUUGGUGGGUUUUUAACCAAUUCAAGAUUAAAGUUGUUAUGGAUGUCUACACAUUUGGGAUUAUGAUCAAUGGUUGUUGUGAGGUUGGUGACUUAAUGAAAGGGUUUCGGCUUGUGACCAUGUUGGAGGAGUUUGGUUUGUCUCCUAAUGUUGUUAUAUACACUACGUUGAUUGAUGGGUGCUGCAAGAAUGGAGAUGUCAUGCUGGCGAAGAAGUUGUUUUGCAAGAUGGAUAGGUUGGGUGUAGUUGCUAAUCAACAUACUUAUAGUGUCUUAAUGAACGGGUUUUUCAAACAAGGACUUCAAAGGGAAGGGUUUCAUAUGUAUGAGAAUAUGAAGCAAAGUGGAAUAGUGCCAAAUGUUUAUUCCUACAGCUGUGUGAUUGGAGAAUAUUGUAAUGGUGGGAUGGUGGAUAAAGCUUUUAAGGUGUUUGGUGAAAUGCGUGAGAAAGGUGUUAUGUGUGGGGUUAUGACAUAUAACAUUUUAAUAGGUGGGCUGUGUCGAGGGAAGAAGUUCGGUGAAGCAAUAAAGUUAGUUCAUCGAUUGAGUAAAGUUGGCCUCAGUCCUAACAUUGUUACAUACAAUAUACUGAUCAACGGUUUUUGUGGUGUUGGAAAAAUAGACACUGCUGUUAGAUUAUUCAGUCAAUUGAAGUCAAAUGGACUUUCACCAACUUUAGUAACCUAUAAUACUCUGAUUGCAGGGUAUUGUAAGGUUGAGAAUUUAACUGGAGCUCUUAGCUUGGUCAAGGAAAUGGAAGAGAGAUGUUUUGCUCCUUCCAAAGUGACAUAUACUAUUCUGAUUGAUGCUUUUGCAAGACUAAAUCAUAUGGAAAAAGCACGCAAAAUGCAUGCUUUAAUGGAGAAGUCUGGUUUGGUUCCAGACGUACACACAUACAGUGUCUUAAUACAUGGGUUAUGUAAAACUGGUAACAUGAAAGAAGCCUCAAAACUAUUCAAAUCAUUGGGGGAGCUGCAUUUCGAACCAAACAAUGUUAUAUUUAACAUGAUGAUUCAUGGUUACUGCAAAGAAGGAAGCUCUUACAGGGCUUUUAGGCUACUCAAUGAAAUGGUUCACAAUGGAAUGGUCCCUAAUGUGGCCAGUUUUUGCUCAACCAUAGGGCUUCUUUGCAAUGAUGGAAAGUGGAAGGAAGCAGAGUUUCUCUUAGAAAAGAUGAUAAAUUCAGGACUAAAGCCAACGGUUUCUUUAUACAAUAUGGUUUACAAAGAAAAGAUCAACGUUUAG